GAGAAACUGAUCAGUUGCCUCCCCUACAACCUGGUUAUGUGCCCUGACCUGUGACCCUUUGGUGCAAGCAAGGGACAAUGCUCCAACCAACUGAGCCGCGGCCAGGGCUGCAGCUGGGGAAAUGAUGAUGGCUUGUUUGAGUCAGAUGAGAAGGCAGUGACCAGGGCCCUUUCCUCCUGUUCCGGUGGGCAGACUGAGUGGAGUAGUCCUUGCCCUGCCUGCCCCUUAGGCCUUCAUGCAGUAGAGGCCCCUGAUGGGAGCUGUAGGACGAGACCUGGCUCCUGAGACAGCAUCUGCUCCAAAGUUCCCAGAAGUUUCAAACCUGGGCUGUUAGUGCCCCUUGCAUCUUCCUAUGCCCUCCCUCCGUGGUACAGCUGGGUGAAGGAGGUGGAGAGAAGAGGUUUGGGAAUGGAACCAAAUCCACUUGCACCUUCCCUCCUGACCACUCCCAAGGACUAAGCUCUACCUGGUGGGGAUAGGAGGGAAGGGGCCUGCAGGCCAAAAAAGUUGGGGGAACCUGAAUUUGAGCCCGUUCUCAAGGCCCAGUUCUUUGUCACCCCCACUGACACCACCAAGCCCCACUCUUCAUUUCCUGGCCGUCUUCAGUCCUCCCAAGACUUAUCCAAGUCUUUGCCUGGCCACAGUGAAGUUUCCAGCUCUAGGCAAGGUGCAUGGCAGCAUUUCGCUCCCAGUUUGACUUGUUCCACCAUUGCCUCUAGUAUUCCCCACUCAGGCCCUCAGUAAUCCGGUGUGGAGAAAAACGGAAAGCUACCCUGGAGUUCAGUGCUGGGAGGGUUUAUUUAGGGAGGGCUGGAAUUGGUUGCUGCAGAGCUCCGCGAAGAGACUCGGAAAGCUGAAGAGGAAGAACGUGGAGGGGCCCCGAGGCCCUUGCUGUGCAAGGCUGGAGGAGCAGACCCUGAAAGGGGCGUGGAGAUCUGUGAGGCGUUUGGGCCCCACCUUGAGUUUGGAGAGGGUGAAGGACCUGCCAAUGGGCAGGGCCCGUCCCGUGCGGGCAACCAAUGGGUAGGAGGAGGUGGGCCCUCCCGGCUGCGAGGACGAGGACCGGCUGGUGGCAGUCGGUUCGCUGGGUCUCCCGCGCUGGCCGGAGGCGCAUCUAUGACUGCUCUGAGCAGGGGCGAGGCAGUGGCGGCUGGCAGAUAGGAUAUGCAUAGCCCAUGGACACAGUGUGGUGAAGACCUGCGGGGCAACCAACAGAUGCAUAGGAAGAUGACUUCUCUGAAGAGCCCCCUGUUCUGCACAGAGAAACUAGACAGAGUUCAGACAACCCUGGACUCCAGUCUGCACUGGCCAGAAGGCUUGAAGGGUGAAGAGAUAAAGAAAUACAGUCGAGAAGGGACACUACUAAGUAAAUACAACCAGCAAUACCACAAGCUGUUCAAGGACAUCCCCUUGGAAGAGGUGGUUCUCAAAGUGUGCUCCUGUGCCCUCCAGAGGGACCUCCUUCUCCAGGGUCGGCUCUAUAUCUCCCCCAACUGGCUCUGCUUCCAUGCCAGCCUCUUUGGCAAGGAUAUCAAGGUGGUCAUUCCUGUGGUGUCUGUGCAAAUGGUCAAAAAACACAAGAUGGCACGCCUCCUUCCCAAUGGCCUGGUCAUCACCACCAACACUAGCCAGAAGUAUGUUUUUGUGUCACUGCUCUCCCGGGACAGUGUCUAUGACAUGCUGCGGAGGGUCUGCACUCACCUGCAGCCUUCCAGCAAGAAGAGUUUGAGUGUAAGAGAAUUUUCAGAAGAACCUGAGUGCGAGUCUCUGGAAGUCCUCACCCCUGAGAUGAAGUGGAGAAAAAUAUGCCCUGCCUCCAGGUCCCUGUCCCUCCCAGACAGCAUCCCUUGUAUCCCUCCAGCAUCCAUGGACUCCCCAGACAGCUUCUUCUCCUCCAGGAAACCUCCAGGGUCUGAAAAUGCUGUCUGUGAGGAGGAGACACUGGAGGAGGAGCCCAGGAGCAGCGAAGAGCUGAGGCUCUGGAAUUACCAGCUCCUCAAGGUCUUCUUCGUGCUGAUCUGCUUCUUGGUCAUGUCCUCAUCCUACCUGGCAUUCCGCAUUUCCCGGCUGGAACAGCAGUUAUGCUCCCUGAAUUGGGAUGGCCCAGUCCCUGGGCACAGGUAACAGCCACUUGGCCUUUGUCCCCGCUCCUCCAUGAAGAAUGCCUUGGGUGCUAAGGUUCCAUCAACGGUCCCCUUGGUUUCUGAUGCUGCUGUUGUGCUGGGACUGACUAUGAAGGAAAACAUUCCAGAUCCCUCCUCUUCCCCCAACUCUUCUCCUUCCUCCAAUGAGUGAUCUGAAGUACCUGUUUACAAAGUUCCUACAAUUUUUGAACUCAGACAAAAAGCCAGGUUUUUUAGAACCAGCUGAGGAAUUCUGUACAUGAAAAUUCAACAAUCACUUACGUGGGGAAAAAAAUUUACUUUGUUCCUUAGAAACAGUUCUGGCACACAGACCACCCCAAGGGACAAGGCCGUGCUUUGCUACCUGGAAUGCAGCUCUCUGACUGUCACAUGGCUCACUCCGUGGUGGGACAGAGCUAGAACCCAAACCACCAGUGUGGGCUCUUCUCUCUCCCCAUAUAUUGAGAGUCCCUGCUUUGGGCAAAGGACUUCUCUGCAGGGACCCAUCUGGCCUAGGGCAGACUAUAGGGAAGUGGGGGCAAAUUAUGAAAGGGCUUGUAGCCAGGAUUCCUUCAAGAAAGGAACAUUUGUGCUCUGUGCUGAGACUGUUCGGAGAGGACUGGAGCAGCGGACAGUGGAGGAGCUGUGAAGGAGAACAGAGCAUUCCAUAUCCUCAGUUGCCACUUCCUGGUGAGACAGGUGUAGUAGGGCCUUUGAUCAUAGACUGGUACCAGAUCUCCCCUUGGUGUACGCAAACAUUUCCAAUAUGCCCAGGUGGAAAGUAGGUAUGACAAGGGUGGUGUCUUUGAUCUGCGGUAUUGCUUUUUUCUCUCUGCCUGACUGCCUGGAUCUUGGAUGUGGCCAAUAGCAGCCUGUUGGGAGGCUUGGCUGGGUAGCUGGGCAUGGUGGUGUUGGGCCACCAUAGGGCAGAAAUCACUCGUAUUACCUGUAGCCACUCUAUGGGGUCUGUUAUCCAUGAAUGAAGUGAAGAUGUCCAAAGUGUGCCUGGUACAGUACAGGGACCAAGCCAAGGGGGUCUGCCUGAUACCUCUAGGGACAGUAGAAGUAGAGGAUGCAAAGGGUAAACACAGUGGUGGCUUUGCUGUAGAGAUUCCUCCUUCUCUGUCAAGGUCGUCUUUCGUAUAAAAAGCUUCGCUGUGCCCCAGAACUCUGGCCUGCUCUCCCCAGAAGUCCCUUCUGCUAAGAUAGUGAUUUUGAAGGUUCUGUAAGGGCCUUAGUGAGGCGGUCAGCAGCAUCGGGGAAAGUCACUGGUGAUGGGGUGAGUGGUGUUUUCCCCUUUUCAGGCACCUGAGAGGGUAACCAGGGAGAAGUCCAAGUGGAGAUUAUUUAUUUCAGAACCAUCUGUUCUGUUUAUGACAAACCCACAUGAGGACUGGAGGGACUGAUGGUAGGUGACAACUUCCAAAGCUCAAACUGAAGGUCUCUUCAUCUUCUCCGCAUGCCAAGUUGUAGGAUUAAAUUUAGAGCCUGGCCUUGUGGGUUGCUUGUACCAAAUCUGUGUAUCUCAGGUGAAACUCACUGUUCUGUUUUCCCCACACACCACACUGAAUGAGGACCCAGCCUUUUUUUUUUUUUUUUUUUUGAACCAGGCCCCUUCAUCACUCCUUUUCAUCCUAUUUUCAGGAAAAUAAUCCUAUUUGCCCUAGAGCCUCACCUCCUUGGUCCUUGCUGAAGGGUGAGGAGGAUAGAUCCAUUCUCUGAGCCUUGCUAAGUUGAACCAGAGGCCAUGAGAGAUGCCAAGUCAUGGGUGGCUGGGCCAAGAUGCUGAUCAAUGGCUUCCAGCCAUGCCCCAGGCUCAGAAAGGGCAAGAGGCAUGCUGCAGGGUAGGUGGCUCUGCAGGCCCUCGCAGGGCCUAGGGCUUUCAGUGGUUUGGGUGUGCCUGUCCCUCUGGAGGGUCCUGUCUCUGUUUCUCCCUUUUGUAUUCCAGCCUGGUUCUCUUGGGCCAGUAUACCUUCUGUUGUGCUCAUUUAUAAACUAUGUGUAUUUAUACAGACCUGCUUGCAUUGGGUGAUGCUCCUCUAAUUCCCUGAGAGUUUGGUUCAACUAUCCGUGGCUUGUUCCACUAUGGCAUUAGCCUUUGAAAAUAUUUUUAAAUAAAAUAAUUCUGAUUUUUUUUAGUGUCCUGUGAUAUGGAGAGUUCAUUUUUAUCUUUUGACUACUAACUAAAGAUACUCUUACUGACAUAUCUGGCACCAAGGAGACUGAUAAAGCCCAAGUCAUACCCAGAAUCCCAAGUAUUCUGCAAAUCUCACAGGACUUUGAGAUUGUGAAGCUAACUCUACUUCAGGCACAUGGUGAAGGGGAAGGACGGCCACA
This is a messenger RNA of Myotis myotis, 4460 nucleotides long. RefSeq names its product GRAM domain containing 2A (gene GRAMD2A). NCBI's taxonomy places the organism in Eukaryota, Metazoa, Chordata, Mammalia, Chiroptera, Vespertilionidae. The transcript is spliced from 13 exons. The record is from RefSeq and is a predicted model, not a curated record. Gene Ontology annotation, biological process: regulation of store-operated calcium entry. The coding region runs from base 1165 to 2124 and encodes 319 amino acids. Gene Ontology annotation, molecular function: phosphatidylinositol-4,5-bisphosphate binding. Gene Ontology annotation, cellular component: endoplasmic reticulum membrane; organelle membrane contact site; extrinsic component of cytoplasmic side of plasma membrane.